Messenger RNA from Parasteatoda tepidariorum (common house spider), 801 nucleotides. Lineage: Eukaryota; Metazoa; Arthropoda; Arachnida; Araneae; Theridiidae. The record is from RefSeq and is a predicted model, not a curated record.
AUGACUAACCAAUUACCAAACCAAAUUAAAUGCCUCCAAAUAAACUUAAACAACUGCAGAGCGGCAACAGCCCUCUCAGCCAGAUACGCCCAAGACAAUAACGUAGAUCUAAUUUUAAUACAAGAUCCUUACCUAACCAAUAACAAACUAUAUGGUUACCCAAACCAGUGGACCACACAUCACUCCAAUAAUAAAGAGGCCUGGUUGGUCAUAACUAAAACAACAACGAUAAAUCUAAUACCAGCGACUGAAUCAGCCGCCUUUGCAAACUUAACAACCUCAUUAGGCAACAUUAUUAUCGGCUCGCAGUACGUCAGGCCACACGCAAAUCUCUCAACAGCACUAGAUGAGUGGAGUGGUCUAAUAUCGGACAAACCACUCAUACUAGGUGCAGAUCUAAACGCCAGGUCAACUCAAUGGGGCUACACAACAACAGACAAUAGAGGAGAUCUUCUAAUAGACUUCAAUAUUGCCCAUGACCUGAUUAGACUUAACGUACAAACACCACUAACUACUUUUUAUACACCACACGCGAAGGGAAAUCCAGACUUCACCUUAGGAAAUCGUGACGGCUCCAUAUUAGUCAAUGACUGGACCGUCAACGAUACACAUACUGCGAGCGAUCCUAGAUAUAUAACGUUUAACCUUAGCCAAUCCUUAAUAGUCCCAACUACAAAUCGUCUAAAAACUAAUUUUGGCAAUCGUCCUAAGUUUAUCAAAAUGAUACAGCGCGAGGCCUCAGGCCUAAUAGACAACUGUAAUAAAAUAGCAACAACAGCAGUGUUCACACCAGGGCUCUAA